Molecule: messenger RNA, 1087 nt
Organism: Brassicogethes aeneus
Lineage: Eukaryota; Metazoa; Arthropoda; Insecta; Coleoptera; Nitidulidae
Source: the annotation of a GenBank genome assembly
AAAAUACCCGGCGAAAUCCUACUGAAAUUUAUUAGUCACACUUGUAUUUUCUAGUGAAGCAUUCCCAUUAUGCACGAAUUUCUACCCAGUUUAAUUUCCACAAUCCCGCUGGAUUCAACUCCACUACUUCCGUUGAUAGAAGAAGAAAACAGUUUCUGUGCAAAGUUUUUAAGUGAUUUUAACAUUUUUCAGUUGGGCCAAAAUAUUUUUUUGAAAACUUCCAAUCCAUUUUUGAUGCGUAUUUACAAAGAAAACAAAUAUCCCAAAGAGGAAAACUAUGUUAAAAUGAGCCAAGAGGAAAACAAGAAUGAAGAAGACAUGCAUGAUAUAAGAUGUCAAUGCGAAGAUUGCCUAAGCAAAAACGGAGCCCUACCUUUAUUGGUACAAGUCAUUGAACAAAAAUCAUAUCCCCCACCUAGUCAACAGGAGCCAUUACCUUCAACUAGUCGAGGAGAAGGUUCGCCUAAGAAGCAAAUGGCUUGCGAACACUGCCAAAAAGUCUUUACACACAGGGGAGACUUAAAUAAACACUUAAGAAAACACACCAAGGAGCGACCCUUCAAAUGCCAAAUAUGCAACAAAAAAUUCGCGCACACGUCGAACCUACAAAGGCACAUAAGAAUACACUCAGGUUUGAGGCCAUUUUCGUGUCGAAAUUGUGGUAAAACCUUCAAUAGAAAAGACAAGCUUGACUCACAUAGAAAAAGUAGAACGUGUAAAAAGCCGACCCAGCCAUGAAGAUUUUUGGUAUUACUAGGAAGACUGCAGUCAUUAUGACUAAUACUUAAGUCGACUUAAGUCUCGUAAUUUUUUUUUUGGAAUACCAAUAAGUGGGACAGGAUGUUUCGUAAAUUUUAUGUUACCUUGUAAUAUUUCAGUUCUGAGAAUAAAAGUACAAAUAAUGUAAAUUAGUUAUUGGUUAAUAAAAAUUAGAAGAAUAUACCUAUGUAUAUAACGAUCAUAUUAUUGUAUUGUUCAAUUUAUUAAACAACUAAUUCUAAAAUAUGUAAAAAUGGCCAUUUUUAAAUGGGUCAGUAAUGGGUCGGAUGACAGACAGUAACUAUUCUGCCCUGCUAAUUUUAAUCUA